Clunio marinus is the source of this 3369-nucleotide messenger RNA. The record is from the annotation of a GenBank genome assembly. Lineage: Eukaryota; Metazoa; Arthropoda; Insecta; Diptera; Chironomidae.
CUGGGGGAAUGAAUGCGUUCAGAAGUUACGCAAACAGUUUACUCAUUCGGCGAAAAAGAUUUUACAAUUUCUUAUUUAACAGUAUAAUUAAGUAAUUAAAUGACUCUUGUACUGAAUUCCAUUCUGGGAUUUCUCAUUUUUGAGAAUCUCGUUGAAUUGUAUUUAACAUUUCGUCAACUUCGAGUCUAUAAAACCAGCAAGGAAGUUCCAGGGAAGUUGAAGGACUCUUUGAAAGAAGAUACUUUCGAGAAAGCAAGACUUUAUGGGAUUGAUAAGGCAGAAUUUGAGAUCUUCAAAUCCAUUCUAAAUGAUAUCAUCAUAGUUUCGAUUGAAUUGUAUUGUGGGUUCAUCGCAUAUUUAUGGAAUGAAGCUAUCAUUUAUACUGGAAAAUUCCAUCUUAACCCAUCGAAUGAGAUCCACGUCAGUUGUGUUUUUCUUCUUAUCGUCAACAUUAUCGGAAUAUUCAAGGAUCUUCCUUUCAGCAUCUACAGCACAUUCGUCCUCGAAGAGAAACAUGGUUUUAACAAACAAACUGUUUCCUUCUACAUAAAAGACCAACUGAAAGCUUUUGUCGUUGGACAAGCAUUGACCAUUCCGAUUGUUGCUGCCAUUAUUUAUAUCGUACAAAUUGGAGGAGAUUACUUCUUCAUUUGGUUGUGGGCAUUCAUUGGUGUUGUUUCAAUGCUUUUAAUUAUGUUCUAUCCAGUUUACAUAGCACCAUUAUUCGACAAGUUCCGUCCUUUGGAAGAAGGUGAUCUUAGAAAAUCUAUUGAAGAACUUGCAGCUUCUUUGAAAUUCCCAGUUGGACAACUUCUUGUAGUUGAAGGAUCUAAACGAAGUCAUCACAGCAAUGCGUAUUUUACUGGAUUGUGGGGUGUUAAAAGGAUUGUUUUAUUCGACACUUUGCUCAUUAACAAAGGCUUACCAGAUGAUAGCACUUUGGCUGAAGAUGAGAAAGGAAAAGGAUGUACAAACGAAGAAGUUUUAGCUGUUUUAGCACAUGAACUUGGCCACUGGGCUCUCGGUCACAUGACAAAGAAUAUCAUUAUCAUGCAAGUUCAACUCUUCUUAGUUUUCAUGAUGUUUUCGUAUCUAUUCAAGUUUGAUGCUCUCUAUGAAGCCGUUGGGUUUACUGAUGGAAAACAACCAAUUAUAGUCGGAUUUCUAGUCAUUAUCAUGUAUGUUCUUGCGCCAUUUAACACUGUUGUCAGCUUUAUGAUGACACUUUUAUCGCGGGAGUUUGAGUAUCAAGCAGAUCAUUUUGCUAAACAACUUGGUUUUGCUAAAGAUUUGUGUAAAUCUCUCAUAAAAUUACACAUUGAUAACUUAGGAUUUCCGAUUUACGAUAGUUGUGCAAAAUACGAUUUAAUAAUGAACAAGUUAAACCUCAUUACACGUUGGAAGAUUCAAUUAGAUUCGGAUAAUCAUUUGAUGCACACAAUAGCUCUUCUUGAGAUAGUAGAAAUGUUGAAUAACUUAGAUGAAGAGAAUGCAGAAGACAUUUACAUUCUUUUGAUAAAUUCAGAUAUCUGUCAUUUUCUAAGUACAAUAAUGAGCUAUACACAAAAGAAUUCAAUGAGUCUUAUUAAUAAAAUUACUUGUCAUUUGUCUGAAAUUGAAGAAUUCUACAAAAAUGAUUUCUAUCGAAUAAUUAAGUCGUACCUUCGAGUUAUAAAUUCAUUUUCUCAGAAGAUCAACAGUAAAUACGAGGAGGAUAUAAUAACAUGCGCAACAAUUGUUUUGAAAAGAGCCCGCGAGCGUGAUUGUAAUUUCAACGACAAUCGCUUUUCUCUCAACUCAUGCGUUCAUGUAUUGAGUUCCAUCAGCAAUGUUCAUUUCAACAACACAAAAACUUUAGAUUUCACAAUCAUUGUUAUUGAAAUCAUGAUGAGUAUACCAGCAUCAAAUGAAAACGACCAGGAGCAUCGAAAUGAGAGGCUGCAUGAGACAAUAAAGAAACUAAAUACAACUCAUGAUAAGCUUGAAUAUCCUUCGUUCAUCUUUCUAACUUCAAAAAUUCUCUACAAUACUAUUGAUUUUAUUCCUUUUCCUAAAGAUCAACAGGAAUCUCAUAAAAUAGCACUUACAAUAGUCGACAAAUUUCUUGCUAUCAUGGAAUUCACUUUUAAGUACAACAAAGAUCUUGACAACGAUUGUCGUUCGUUUGAAGUCUUUUGCAAUAUUUUUUAUGCUCUUCUUAAAUGUGAAAAGCUUAUCCUUACUGAUAAGUUCAAACUUUUGAAUUAUUUCUUCGUGAGCAAUGGACAUCAUCGGUUGAUAUCUAAGAUUGUCAACAACCAAAGCAACAUAGACAAUGAUUUAAAAAAGACGCCUUCGGAAAGCUUAAAAGCCCGCGUUGUGUCGGCUGAAGUUAUUAAUGUUUUUCUAAAUAUCAUGAAUGGUGCCUUAGGGAACGAAGAAUGUCAAAAUCAUAAAGCAAUACGAGAGAAAUCUUAUGAAAUUGUUUUCAAAACUGAUUUCAAACGUCUCAAAGCUUUCUCAUGCGAUGGAAAAACUAAUGAAACGACGCUUUUGUAUCUCAUCAUAACAUUUAUCGACUUUAUCUGGAAGAAACCGACAUUGGAUUCAGCUGAGAUUCUAAGCAACGUUUCUUUGAUCUUCGCUGUCAAUGAUGCUAAAAAUGUUGCCUUAAAACCAUCAGUUUUAUUCACCAUGGCUUCGAGACUGUUUACGUCAUCAUUCUUAAAUCUCACCAUCAAGGACAAUAAUUUACUUAAAAUAUCAUCAAAUAGUUUAUUAAAAUCUAUCGAAAAUGUCAAGCAAAUCGAUCUGAGCUACUUAAGAUGGUGGGCUGAAAUGGGAAAACCGCCAACACAAAAGUUCAAUUCUGUUCUGUUGAAAUUCUUGAAUGAAUCAAAUGAAAAUCAACUUGAAGAGCAACUUCAAAUAAACGAUAACAAACUUUUCAAUGAAAGGUUAUUAAUGAAAAGCUUUUUGAAUCAAUCAACAAAGAUUGGCAUGCAUAACAACUUGAAGAUUAUCUUUUGCGAUCUACUUAAGAUUAACUCACCGAACAACUUCAAGAGAAUGCUUCAACAGUUUGAACGCAUUCGAUCGUCAUCUGGAAACGACUCUGAUGAAAAAACAAAACGCUUGAUUAACUUUCUCGAUGUCAUCAAUUCAAGCAUCAACAACAUAAAAAACUUGAAAAUGCUUCGGUUUACUGUUUCAAUUUUAAUGAAAGUUUUAAAAGAUCCACUCAGUAAUCAGCACUUGAAAGUUUUUGCUAUUGAAAUAACAAAAAAUUUAAUUGCAAAUUCUCAAAAUGCAACCAUAAAUAAAUUCUUAAGCAUAAAUGACUAACAAGAAAUUGAUUAGAUAAAUAAAGGGAGAGAAAUAAAUGAAAAA